CCACACAGAAUGCUAAAGGGAGAAGAGACAGACACCUAGCACAGAGAGCAACUCAGGCAGACAUUUAAACCAUUGCCUAUGGUUCCACAGACUUAUUAGACUGCAGGUCAACAGACAGAAGCACACAAAUAACUGGGAAAAGAAUCUAUAUGAAUCACGCGGGGAUGCUGUGUUAUCCCUUUCUCCUGCUCCUGCUGGAGUUUGUCAUCACCUUCUCAGUUGAGGUCAUUGUCCCCAUGGGGUCUGGAUUAACCCUGAGUUGUCAACAUGAAAAGGCCCCAAAAAUGUUGGAAAAAACUUUCAAAUGGACCUUCAGGUCAAGAGAUUCCGUUUCACCAACUGAAGCAGGGGACAGCUCCACAUUGUCAAAGCAACACAUCCAAAAAACUCACGAGGGGGAGUAUGAGUGUGUGAUGGCGGGAUACAUUGGUGAUAGUCGUGCGAGAGUCAGCAGAAUGUACAACGUGAGCGUGGAGACCACCAGCAGCUUCAAACUGUGGGCAGUCGUCACAGUGACAGAGGGAGAUGUUGUGGACCUCUCCUGCCAUCCACAUCUGCUAUCCGCUAAUAGAAGUGAGAAAAUAGGCAAUUGGUUUAGGGAGACCGAAGAAGGCCUUAAGCCCUUGGUUCUGGAUAAUGAAGAUAAGGUGAGGGAUGGAGUAUACUUGGCCAGAGCAAAUGAUUUGUCCAUUAAAAUAUACAACAGUAAAGUCCAGGAUUCCGGCAUGUACCACUGCCAAGUCCAAGAAGGAGCAGAAACCAGGACACAGUUGGUGGAGCUGAUAGUGGAAGCUCUCCCGCCUCCUCGUUGUUAUGGCCACACGGAUCCAUGGGAACUGUGCGAGGAGGACAAAAGUCGAACAGCGGGAGCCAUACUGAGCGAAUCUCUAACUGACUUCUCCACUAAACUCUACUCCCAACUCCGCACAGUCAAGCCUACUGAUAAUGUGUUGUUUUCACCAGUCAGCAUUGCUGGAGUGCUCUCUCACCUUCUACUGGGUGCUCGUGAUGACACACGGAAAAUGAUGGAGGAUGGUCUUUGCCUUCCUCGUGGUUUCUCCUGCACACAUAAAGCUCUGAAGACCCUGAAGGGGGACACCCAAGAGUCUCUGGACAUGGCCUCUCACAUCUUUUAUAAUCAAGAUCAAAUUCUGAGUGAGGCUUUCAUCAACCAAUCAAUGGAGUUCUAUGAGGCUUCCCCAGCAAAGCUAACUGACGACAAUGAUCAAAAUUUGAAGAUGAUCAAUGAUUGGGUAGCAGAGAAGACAAAAAAUAAAAUCCCCAAGUUAUUGGACUCUGUGGAUUCCUUCAAUCAACUGAUCCUAGUCAACACUGUCUACUUCCUUGGCAAAUGGAAGUUGAAGUUUGAUGCGGAGAGCCGUCCUGCCAGUUUCACAAAACUAAAUGGAGACAUGGUCAAUGUACCGACUCUUUAUGGUGCAAAGUAUAAGCUCUCAAUGCAGUUCUUUAGCAGCCUAAGAGCCCAGGUGGGAGCAUUCCCUCUCACAGGCAGAAACAGACUCUUCAUCAUGGUGCCUGUGUCCUCCUCCCUGAAAGACCUGCAGGCAGUGGAGGAGAGGAUGACGGACACUGUGCUGACGGAAAUGGCCAAGGCCAUGGCCAAAGUCGCCCCAACCGUUGCAGAGGUCACCCUGCCAAAACUCAAACUGGACAUCAACACCGACAUGAAUGGAUUGAUUGGGGACAUAGGGAUGGGGGAGCUCUUUAACGAGCCAAACCUGUGCGGGUUGUUCCCCGAGCAGACAGACAUGCCCGUAGCCCUGUCGGAUGCCCGCCACCGGGCCACGCUACUGCUGUCCGAGAGUGGCGUGGAGGCGGCGGCCGCCACCUCGCUCUCCUUCGCCCGCUCCUUCCCCUCGUUCUCGGCCAUGCAGCCUUUCAUCCUGGUGCUGUGGAGCGACCAGGCCAACUGCCCCCUCUUCAUGGGGAGGGUGACCCAGCCAUGAAUUUGAGAGGGGGGAAAGCUUUGAGGAAUGUAAUAACUCAAGUCUUGAGUUCUUAACAAUCGCACUUGUCUUUUGUUAUACAGUAGUAUAAUACUAUGCUGUAACAUUACAAUAAAUAUCAGAAUAAUUUCA
This is a messenger RNA of Alosa alosa (allis shad), 2099 nucleotides long. RefSeq names its product serpin peptidase inhibitor, clade G (C1 inhibitor), member 1 (gene serping1). Bases 150 to 1967 code for a protein of 605 amino acids. The transcript has 10 exons. The record is from RefSeq and is a predicted model, not a curated record. NCBI's taxonomy places the organism in Eukaryota, Metazoa, Chordata, Actinopteri, Clupeiformes, Clupeidae. Gene Ontology annotation, biological process: negative regulation of endopeptidase activity. Gene Ontology annotation, molecular function: serine-type endopeptidase inhibitor activity.